AUGUCGACACUUUCGCAUCAGAUACAGAAGAGCAAGGGUUUUGGCUCUGUUUCGCAGAAACCACGAAAGAGCUUCGAAGAAGACCCUUGCAUCGAAAACACUCCACUCCGAUCUUACCAAGAUGUUUCCAUCAUGGCAAAAGUGCGCUCAAAGACUACCGUAGUCCUCCAUGAUGUCGAAGUCACGGGCACUUGCGUUUGCGACGAGCAACCUCAGCAUGGAAUCAAUACAAGAGAAGUCCCAAACAUCGGUCUUUAUCCGCAAUUCGACAAUCCGAUCCCUCUCUAUGAAACCGUCAAAGCGCAAGCGAUUCAGAAGAAUAAGUUUGUCAUGAUCAAGGGGACAUUCGACAGAGGCCAGGUCGUCAAAGACUUCGCUCUUGAGCAAGCUGCUCAACUUCAAAAUGCCAAUCAUCCAAAUUUGCUGAAUUACAUCGAUCAUUUUAUCGAAGAACCAUCUUGGGGCCCUCAUCCUAACUCAAACAUGAUAUUCCUCGUGACCGAAUAUGCAGAAGGAGGCACAUUACGAGAGUUCCUCGAUGACACCAAGCGAGCCAACCGAAAACUCGAUCUGAAAACAAUCGGUCUGAUAGCUGCGCAAAUUAUCAUCGCGCUAGAAUUCUGCCAUGGAAGAGGUUUCAGCCACGAAGAACUUGAGCCGGCAAACGUUUUUCUUUGCAAAGAUAAGAUAUGCGUGAAGCUUGGCAACCUUGGCAGUGCGUCUCAUUUGCCGGAUAGUAUCUACAAUCCGGACGAGUUCAUCAAAGUUCCAUAUGAAACACCACAAGAGAUUCGUGGGGAUAAGUUAUCGAAGAAGAAUUCUAGCUCCGAUAUUUUCCGGUUUGGGAUGAUUCUCCAAGAGAUGAUCACCCUUCGACACGCUUUUUACACCCCAUAUGGCGGAAAUAAUGACUUGAAUGAGCUUAGAGACAAUAUUUUAAUGGGAUCUCGAGACAAUGUGCGUGUUGGAAGAGGCGCUGAUGUUGAUGAUUUCAAGGACCUGCUAAAAGUCGCUGAAAAAUGCCUAAAUAAGGAUCCAAUUCUUCGGCCUACUGCAGGAGACCUCGCUAGCGAUCCAUCCUUUGCCGAGUACAUCGACCAGCUCAAACGACGCACAACUAUCACCGCUGCCGACCUUUUGCGAAACGAAAACAUUAUUCCUGCUGCGAUCCGAAAUCGAAUUGCCCCUAGAAAACCACCUAUCCGCAAUUUCGGCCUACAAGACAAGCACUUCAAAAUCUUUCAAAAGCUGAAAGCGGAGGGCUGGUUCACGGAUACUGACGAGUUUGAUGGAAGACCGACAAUUCAUAAGCGAGAAAAGCUCAUUCCGAUGGUGUUGGAAGGUGGUUUGCAGAAAUUCAAUCUCAAGAGCCCUUACGAUUUCGAUGUGUCUCAUGGAAGCUUCAGGGUUGUCGGAGUGGACAAUCCAAUCGCAAAUGAAAGGAAAACAAAGAAUGACUACUCUCUUACUAUCUGUAACAAAGAGGGGAAGCAAAGGUUCAAGGCAAAACUCGAGUUGGUUGAUAGCGAAACUGGUGAAAUUCAAAAGAAAACCUCAAUUAUUGAAAAGAACAACAACGAAGAUCAUGAAGAUCGCCCCAGCGCUCUUGUCACUGCAGCUUCCGAAGUCCUCUGGAAGGAAGACUUCUCCCAAGACGGCUGGGAGUCCCGAUGGGUCCAGUCGAGCCACAAGGACGAUUAUGGCAAGUUCGAGCUCGCCACCGGCAAAUGGAACGAGAUCAAGGGUCUCAAGACUUCCCAGGACGCCAAGUUCUACGCCCUCUCCGCCAGCCACGAAAGCUUCUCCAACAAGGACAAGACCCUUGUCGUUCAAUUCACAGUUCAGCAUCAGCAGAAAAUCGACUGCGGAGGUGGUUACGUUAAGCUCUUCCCCUCUACCGUUACCGGCGAUGACAUGCACGGUGACUCUGAGUACAACAUUAUGUUCGGCCCCGACAUUUGCGGAUACAGCACCAAGCGCAUCCACGUCAUCUUCAACUACAAGGGAAAGAACCAUUUGAUCAAGAAGGACGUCAAGUGCAAGGAUGACGAACUCACCCACAUUUACACCCUCGUCGUUACUCCAGACAACAAAUACAAGGUCCUCGUUGAUAACGAAGAAACCGCCUCCGGAGCUCUCGAAGAGGACUGGGACUUCCUCCCAGCCAAGAAAAUCAAGGAUCCAGAAGCUUCCAAGCCUUCCCAAGAAGAAUGGGACGAGCGAGAAGAGAUCCCCGACCCAGACGACACCAAGCCCGAGGACUGGGACAAGCCAGAGCACAUUGCCGACCCCGACGCCGAGAUGCCCGAUGAUUGGGACGAGGAAAUGGACGGCGAGUGGGAGCCACCAAUGGUUGACAACCCAGACUACAAAGGCGAGUGGAAGCCAAAGAACAUCAAGAACCCCGCCUACAAAGGAAAGUGGGUGCACCCAGAAAUCGACAACCCAGAAUACUCCCCCGAUGAUUCCAUCUACGCUUAUGACGAUUUCGGUCGAGUCGGUCUCGAUCUCUGGCAGGUCAAAGCCGGAACUGUCUUCUCCAACUUCCUCAUGACCGACAGCGAAGAGGAAGCCGCUGCCGAAGCCGCAGAGAUUCUUAAACUUAUGGAAGCCGAACAAGCUGCCAAGAAGGCCGAGGAGGAUGCCAAGGCCGCCGAGAGCGACGACGAUGAAGACGGAGAAGAUGACUUCGACGAGGACGAACUCGGAGACCUCGAUGACUACGACGAUGAAGACCUUGACGACAUCAUGGACGAGAUCAAGGACGAAUUGUAA
Messenger RNA from Oikopleura dioica, 2775 nucleotides. NCBI's taxonomy places the organism in Eukaryota, Metazoa, Chordata, Appendicularia, Copelata, Oikopleuridae. The record is from the annotation of a GenBank genome assembly.